This is a messenger RNA of Myxocyprinus asiaticus (Chinese sucker), 3628 nucleotides long. RefSeq names its product 1-acyl-sn-glycerol-3-phosphate acyltransferase epsilon-like. Gene Ontology annotation, molecular function: acyltransferase activity. Gene Ontology annotation, cellular component: mitochondrion; endomembrane system. The transcript is spliced from 8 exons. NCBI's taxonomy places the organism in Eukaryota, Metazoa, Chordata, Actinopteri, Cypriniformes, Catostomidae. The record is from RefSeq and is a predicted model, not a curated record. The coding region runs from base 542 to 1639 and encodes 365 amino acids.
AACACAUCAAUAUGGAGGCAGAGAAAGGCGUGUGUGUGACUUGUUUAUGAGUUGUGAAUUGUUUAUGUGUAUUUAGAUGAUUAAUUUAAGAGUAGUAAAACUGAACACUUUGUUUAGAUCAGCUCGAGAUUUGUCUCAUGGAAAUGUUCCGUGGAAGGUUUGGAAGUAAAGCAGUCUAUGUUUAUUUUCUUUUUAGACUACUGCAAAGAAAGUGAAGAGUGCAUUUUGUGCAAAGUGUAGUGCAUGACCAGACAGCACCGUUUACGUCCCACUUCAUUUGAAAGUACACCAUAAGUGCUCUGGCUGCAUUGACAGGGAAGUCAUGGUCAAAGCUGCAGGAAAUUUUCGGAAGAAGAGCAACGCGAAUUCAACUUUUUGUCUUCCUGCUCGAGACCUUUUGCGUGGUUGUUAGUUAAAUCGGACUGAAUUCAGCAUCACGAUCAAUGCACGCCAGGCCGGCUCAGUGAGGACUAUUGCAUCAGUCUGAGUUCAGCUUCAGAGGGGUCAGAUUCAUUGGGAUCGGUUGAGUUUUCCCGUCACAAUGCUGCUGUCUCUGGUCGUGCACUCGUACUCGUUGCGCUACUGGCUUCCAGCGGCGGUCAUGCUGGGCACCGCGCCCGCUUACCUGCUGUCCUGGAGCGCCUGCCGCCUGCUGUCCUCUGUGCUGCCGGCCAGACUCUAUCACACUGUGGAUGACCGUGUGUACUCGGUGUAUCAGAGUAUGGUCCUGUUCUUCUUCGAGAAUUACACGGGCGUGGAGAUUGUCAUUUAUGGGGACAUACCAAAGAAGAAGGAGAACGUGGUAUACCUGUCUAACCAUCAGUCAACCGCUGAUUGGAUAAUCGCUGACAUGUUAGCCAUCCGUCAAAAUGCACUUGGACAUGUAAGGUACGUCCUGAAGGACGGGCUGAAGUGGCUUCCACUGUACGGAUGGUAUUUCGCACAGCAUGGAGGAGUUUAUGUGAAGAGAAGUGCCAAAUUUGAUGAGAAAGCCAUGAAGAAGAAACUUUUAUCUCAGGCCAAACUGGGCAUACCUAUGUAUCUUGUCAUCUUCCCAGAGGGAACCCGCUACAACCCAGAACUCAAGAAAGUGAUCGAGGACAGUCAGGCUUUUGCGACUAAAGAAGGACUUGCAGUGCUGAAGCACAUUCUAACGCCAAGAAUGAAAGCAUCACAUGUUGCCAUAGAGACUAUGAAGGAUCACCUGGAUGCUGUCUAUGACAUCACAGUUGCAUACGAGGGAACUCUCACAGCAGAUGGCCAAAGACGUUCAGCUCCUACAAUGCCAGAGUUCCUGUGUAAGGAAUGCCCGAAGGUGCACAUCUACUUCCAGCGUGUGGAUAUGAGAGAAAUUCCUCAAGAGCCUUUGUUCUUCCGCAGGUGGCUUCAUGAACGAUUCGAAAUCAAGGACAAGCUUCUGAAAACUUUCUACGAGGCAGAAGACCCUGAGAAAAAGUGCAGGUUCCCUGGAGAAGGUCGAAGGUCAUCUCUUAGUCUCACAAAGACAUUACCUUCACUACUGAUUUUAGGUGGCCUUACAUUACCCAUGCUGUUAACAGAGUCUGGUAGAAAGCUGUAUUUUAAUACCUGGCUUUAUGGGACUCUGAUUGGAUGGGUGUGGGUCCACUUAAGUCCAUAAUCCAGCCAUAUGGGGAAAAGAAACGUCCAUCCUGACUGCUCAUAUCAGCACUGAGAGACUUUUAUAGGUUUCGUCGUUGGAUCGGAUUCCUCGUUUUUCCAACAUUGUUUCCAUCUUUUGGCUCAUAGUGUAUUACUAACCAAAAGGCUUCCGGACUGCCCGUCCUCAUCAUUUGAGUUAUUUUACACAACUAUCUUUUUGUCGCAUCUGGUUAGGACAGAAAUACAAAACACAGAGGGAACAUUUUAGAAAGGUUUUGUAUUAAGGUCGGGUAAAUGCAUUAGCAGUCUCGAACUUUUAUUCAGUGUACCAGUCGUAUACAUUUCCAGGUAUACGUGAUUGUUGAGGUUGUUGAUGACUUGUGAGGUUUUGAAAACUGAUGAUUGAUGAAUGAUUUUUAAUGACCGUUUUUUUUCCAGGGUCUGUUUGUAUCCUUUUCUAAUGUUCUUGAGAAUUUUGGGAGUAUUUUAUUAAUUUGUAAUGAUUUGGAGUGUAUGUUACGAUGGAGAUUUUUGUUGGCUAUGCAUGGGGGUUUCACGUUAAUUAUCUUUUUUUUUUAUUUGAUUUGAUGCCAAGAUGUACAAGGUCCAUCAGCUAUGGGAUUUUUAUUGUGAGUGUUUGCACUAUUGCAAAAUAAUUCACAGAUUGUUGCCAAAUUUGCGGGGUUUUAAAGGAUUUCUCAAAAGUCUGUUAUUAUUUAAGGCCCAGGUAUACUUCGAUACAUACUCUUCUGUCCACGAACGAAUGCAAACGCUUUCGACGCAGGCGUACUAUAACUGCUUUCUGAUACUCAUUUAUUAGAGUCAACAACAGGUGCAUGCAGCGACAAUGUGCACAGACUAGACUAUCCUGGGGAAAAAAAUGACCACGCUGAUGGCUGUGCUGAUGACGAAAUUUUUAUCACGUAUACUGUGCACAUUCCGAUCAGCAACGUGGACAACCGAAGUAUACUUUGGCCUUUACUCUCCCGCUUGUUGUUCCAAAACUAUCUGAGGUUACUUUUUCAGUAGAACACGAAAUUUAAAGAAAAUUUACACAGCUGUUGUGCAUAUACUGACAGUUAAUUUUGACCACAGCUGUAAAGCUCCAAGAAGAACAAAAAAGCACCAUAAAAGUAGUCCAAACGCCGUCGUUCCAUGGAGAAAAAAAAUAAAACAGCAUAUGUGUUUGGAAGGACAUGAGGGUGAGUAAAUAUGACAGAAUUUUGACUUUGAGGAAGGGCUGCAACUAACGAUUAUUUUGAUAAUUGAUUAAUCUAACGAUUAUUAAAAUGAUUAUUCGACUAUUUGGCGAUUAUUGCAACGAUUAAUCAUUAGCUCUUAACCGAUUAUUCAGCUUGUGCCCCAACUUUAAAGGUUGUAUUAAACGUGCUUGUUAACAAUAAAGAGGACAAAAUCAUCUUUUAAAAAUACCUCUAAAUGACAUUCACCAAAUUAAAGGAAUACUUUUUAUUACGUUUAAUUCAGUAAAGAAAUUGACUGCAAAAAAUCCUAUUGUUAUCAAGUGUUUUUGUCUUAAAAUGUUCUAAAAAUCCUUAAAAUAAGAUUCAUUUACUUGAGAAGCAACAUAUAAGAUAUUUAGACGUGCUUUAAGAGAAUGUAUCUUGUAGUGUAUUUUGUAUAUGUGUAUUUUUUUAUUUGGUUAUAGUUCUGCGUGUGCAGUAAAGACAAAAUAUACUUAUAUUCAUGAUCUAUUCUCUAAAAGCAUAGUCUAAAUAUCUUAUCUGCUGCUUCUCAGGUGAAUGCAUCUUUUUUAAAGGAUUUUUUUUUUAAAUAUUAGUAUUUUUAAUAUUAUAUUGAACAUUCUCAGAUAAAAAAAAAUAAUUCUUAUGCAGUAUAGCUGCUAAAGUAAAUGUACGUUGUUUUAAAGAGUUUUAGAUAUUUAUAUUGGAAAACAAAAACAAAUCAAAAACAUAUUUUGUUGCCGUGUAUAAUGGGGCGAAGACUACCCUCUGUCACCUUUCUGUUCACUUCAAUCCAUCUUUAACUC